Molecule: messenger RNA, 801 nt
Organism: Ictidomys tridecemlineatus (thirteen-lined ground squirrel)
Lineage: Eukaryota; Metazoa; Chordata; Mammalia; Rodentia; Sciuridae
Source: RefSeq, a predicted model, not a curated record
ACCAAGCCCCCUGGGGCUCCCGGCCUCCCCAGCGUUCCACCCGCUUGCCAUGUGAGCGAGCCGCCCGCCGCUGUCGAGUCCACUCUCCACCUCCCCACAGCAUGCUGGGGGCCAGCUCUGGGGCCAUCGUCCUACAGAAAGCCAUGUGCCCAUCCAUCCACGUGGCCACCCGCACAGCCAUCUUCCCGGGCCCCAUCUGACCCUACUUGACACCUGCAGGUCCUAGAACCCAAGAUGAGGCCACUCUGGAGGCUCCUCGUCCUCCUGGCGUUGCUGGCCUGGGCCUUGGCGCUGCAGGAGCAGCCUUGGGCUGGCCUGGCCACGGCCCGCAUAGACAGCAAGUCCACCCUGGCCAGAAUUAUUGCCCAGGGCCUCAUGAAUCACAAGGCAGAGGACCGAAUCCAGAACAUCCACCUCUUGGACAGUCUGAACGUCUCGGGGAGGAUGGCCCCCGGGAUGGUGGGCUGGCUGAUCGGCGGCAUGAACAUCCAGCAGCAGCACGAGAUCAGGCCCUUCAACAACAACGUCAUGAAGACUCACGAGCACAUGAGCCUCGCUGUGGAAUUCUGGCUACAGAAGGACCAGUUCGGCCGGAGGGACCUGGUGAUGGGCGAGUGCCUCGUGGAUCCCGGCAGCCUCCACACGACAGUCCUCACCGAGGCCAUCCCACCCAGGAUGAAACAUUUUCUGCACAGCCUCAAAGAGAACCUGGAAAAAAUUAUCCCGCACCUGGUAGAAAGUCAGGUGAGUCUGACAAACAUUUGCCCCUGGGCCUCCCGAGUCUGAGAGUCAGACAGAUAC